Molecule: messenger RNA, 2040 nt
Organism: Nematostella vectensis (starlet sea anemone)
Lineage: Eukaryota; Metazoa; Cnidaria; Anthozoa; Actiniaria; Edwardsiidae
Product: fibrillin-2
Exons: 8
Coding region: 112-1455 (447 amino acids)
Molecular function (GO): calcium ion binding
Source: RefSeq, a predicted model, not a curated record
UCUUCAUGGGAGAUUGAAUGCCAAAUGACUUUUUUAAUAAUUAACAACAUUAGACAAGAAUUCUAUCAAAACGGGACGUAAAAAAGUUCUUCUAAGUUUUUUUUACGGUUUAUGGAGUUUCCCUGUAAAAAGAUGGGGAACAUAUUACAGAUGAAAAUCCAAGUGCUCAUAAUAUACGCGUGUUAUGCUUAUCAUGUAGACGGAUUGGAUGUAUCCAAUCCUCCUUGUCGGAUUCUACCUCUUCUCCUUCCUACCACUAACACGAGCCUCACGAAUCACGUGAUAGCGAACAUGACGGUAACAAGCGUGGUCAACUGCGGCACGAAAUGCUUUCUGAGCCCGCGAUGCAUCUCAGUGAACUAUCAGCAGUUAUCCGAUAACAAGGUCACGUGUGAACUAAGCUCAUCAGAUCAUCUCCAGAACCCGCUUGAUAUGGUCCCUCGUCCAGGAUUUUCAUACCAAGGAACCAAGAACGGCUGUUCUUCGAGCCCGUGUCCUGUAAACACCACGUGCGUUCCUGGCCCAACCCAAGACACCCAUACCUGCGCCUGUCCAAGUGGAUACACAGGAGUUGAUUGUGAAAACGAUGUAGACGAGUGCUCAGAUGGUCAGUCUCCUUGUCAUGUCAGCGCUAACUGCAGUAACACCCUUGGCUCGUUCACGUGCACCUGCAAAGAUGGAUUUACCGGAGACGGACUCACUUGUAAAGAUGUCAACGAAUGCCUUCGGCCAAAUGCCUGCCACGUGAACGCCACGUGCACUAAUACUAUUGGCUCGUACAACUGUAGCUGUCAAACAUUGCACCACGGAGACGGCCACAGCUGCCUGCUAAAAGGAACCAGCUGCCAGGAAAUCCAUAGUCGGUUUCCACACUCUCUUGACGGUAUGUUCUACAUCGUGGGUAACCAUGGUUACCCAUAUCUGGCGCACUGUGAUAUGACGUCAUUUGGAGGUGGAUGGACGAUGUGUUACACCAGUAGCGCCACCGCGCCUUCACCUAUAACGGAAGUGACGUAUGACCCAAUAUUUCCUUAUGGAACCGACGGCUACAAAACUGACUGUAACAACAUCUAUUUCAACGAGGUGAUGUUUGUACGCGAGGAUGCUCCACGUGAAAAGGCGUACUUCAGGCGCCAAGACGGCGCGUCCAUGAUGAUCUCGUCUAGCCUUGGCGAUCGCAGUCUCGCGCAGAAUGGCAAAUGGGACAGCCGUGCAUUUGCACCCACAUCCUUUACCUACCAGCUACUUGUAUGCGACACCUCGCUCUACAAAGGUUUUCAUCUCAGCGGACUGUAUAACACGUGUGUGAAGCUAUGUAAUCAAUGGUGCGGUGAUUGGACGACACCCUUCUUCCGGUCAGCGGCAUUUUCAGACACAUAUCGAUACCCGGAUUUUAAUCAAAAACUUCGGGAAGGUCGUACCCAAGUAAUCAGCGUGGGAAUCCGAGUGCACUAGACAGUUCAGUGGUCACUUAAAGGGGCAGGCUCAUCGUAGCUACCAUGCAAACGUCUUCAGUGUCAUUAGAGUAAAAAAACAUUUGCGUAUUCUUAAGCCCUGGCCAUAGUUUUGAUUCAUUUUGAAUGUUGACGACACGUUUACCAGCGAGCGCUGCUGUUGAACUCUAUCGCGCAUGACAAAACCCAAACUAGCCUAAAAUUGAUAUGAAAUCAGAUUUAUCGUCCCCGGGGAAACAACCUUUCAUUGACACGGCAGAACAAAAUUAGUAAAAAAAAAAAAAAAUAAAUAAAUAAAAUAAAAAUGAAUGAAUACAGAAGAGGGCACUAAAUUGUGGGGAACUUUGGCCGAUAAAUGAUAAGCACACAACUGUUAUAAAGGUACUGUGGUAUAGGCCUUUUCAAGGCUGGCUAUAUGAUCGUCGAGUCUAUCAAAAUAUUGUUCGCGUUUGUGUAAAUGAAUUUCCUUAAAACAAGAAAUUCCCCUUUUGUAAACGGUCGUUUUGCCAUAAACACUAUAAAGUAGAGCAUCUACAGGACAGGAUUUUUAGGUAUGGUAGAAGCAAUAAAGCACUGUAAAAACAAA